Molecule: messenger RNA, 423 nt
Organism: Saprolegnia parasitica CBS 223.65
Lineage: Eukaryota; Oomycota; Saprolegniomycetes; Saprolegniales; Saprolegniaceae
Exons: 1
Coding region: 94-402 (102 amino acids)
Biological process (GO): protein transport to vacuole involved in ubiquitin-dependent protein catabolic process via the multivesicular body sorting pathway; protein targeting to vacuole
Cellular component (GO): ESCRT-0 complex
Molecular function (GO): ubiquitin binding; metal ion binding; phosphatidylinositol-3-phosphate binding
Source: RefSeq, a predicted model, not a curated record
GUCAUCCAUCUCUACUACACGCACGGCGUCUACGAGGCCGCGUUCGUCGACCGCAACUGCGACGCGCUCGGAAAGAUCCACGUGUUUGAGAACAUGCUCAGCGACCACCUCGGCCGCAACUACCUCGCCGCCCUCCGCAUCGUGCGCGACGCUCGCAAAGCGUCGAGUGCGCCGCCCCCUUGGGUGUGCUUCAACACGCACACGCGCUGCAUGUGCUGCGAAGCGCCGUUUACGUGGAACUCGACGUCGCAGAGCGAAGCGCAAGCGAACCGCGACCAGCACAACUGCCGGAGCUGCGGCUGGCUCGUCUGCGACGGCUGCUCGGAGAAGCGCAAGCCGUUGCCCGAGUACGGCAUCAACACGCCCGUGCGUGUCUGCGACAAGUGCUUUUAUAAAGCGUAACACGACGUGCUGCCUUUCUUC